Harpegnathos saltator (Jerdon's jumping ant) is the source of this 1351-nucleotide messenger RNA. Its product is annotated as odorant receptor 43a-like. Gene Ontology annotation, biological process: sensory perception of smell; detection of chemical stimulus involved in sensory perception of smell. Gene Ontology annotation, cellular component: plasma membrane. Gene Ontology annotation, molecular function: olfactory receptor activity; odorant binding. The coding region runs from base 52 to 1191 and encodes 379 amino acids. Lineage: Eukaryota; Metazoa; Arthropoda; Insecta; Hymenoptera; Formicidae. The transcript is spliced from 6 exons. The record is from RefSeq and is a predicted model, not a curated record.
UAGAACCUUCUAAUAACAGAUUUCGAACGCGUCGUUAGUAUAAUUCGGCUCAUGUUAAGAAUCAUUGGAUUAUGGCCGCCAGACAACCAAAAAGAUCAUACAGUCAUAAAAUCGAAAAUUCGACUACUGUAUAGCUUUAGCAUGGUACUUUUCGUAUUGGCAAUACCGGCUUUAGUAUCAUUGAUAAGAGUAUGGGGUGACAUGGUUUUAAUGAUAGAAAAUUUGCAAUUCACUCUACCAAUUAUGGGUGCAACAUUAAAAAUCUUUAUUCUUUCGCGAAAACAAGCAGAUUUACUACCCUUAAUUGAAAUGAUCAAAAGAGACUGGAUAAAACUGAAGAUGAAAGAAGAGCGGGACAUUAUGCUGAAACGAGCAAGGAUUAUACGCGCACUUACCAUAUGCGGAUUAUUAUGCGGGGUAGUUUUGACAAUAAUAAUUAUUUUCACUUUUCCCUGUUUCGGUCUGAUGCUUCGGCAGGUGACGAACCUGACCGAUUCUGGAAAGCCUUUACCGAUACCAUCGUACUAUUUGCAUGAUGUUUCCAAGAGUCCGCAAUUCGAGUUGACGUUCUUGGCACAAGGAAUCGCGGUUAUCGUAUGUGCUUGUUCCUAUACUGGGACUGAUCACUUGCUCAGUCUACUAAUUUUGCACAUAUGUGGUCAACUGGAAAAUCUAUAUUUGAGAUUGACACACUUGGAAAAGUAUGGAAGCUUCGACGUAGCUUUGAAAUACAACGUCCAAGAUCACAUCCGCCUGAUCAGAUCCGUCGAAAUCAUCGAUCACACAUUUGACUUAAUGCUACUUGUUCUGGUGCUCUAUUUUGGCAUAUUAUUCUGUCUUCAAGCUUUUCUCCUAGUUGAUGUUAUUAACCAAGAGGGUCAACUGUCAUUGACACAAUUGAUAUGGUUCACCUCAGCGAUUGUAUAUGUUUCGUUGCACAUGUUCCUUUAUUGUGCUGUUGGCGAAAUUCUUGUGAUACAAUCUGAGAACAUACAUCAGGCCACAUAUGAAUAUCCGUGGUAUAACAAGGAAGCGAAAGUAGCAAGAAGCUUGAUGCCAAUCAUGCUUUGCGCCAGUAAACCACUUUAUAUCACAGCUGGGAAAAUAUUUCCCAUGACGAUGUCAACAUUUUGCAAUUUGUUGAAAACUUCGGCGGGUUACGUAUCGGUUCUACUCACCAAUCAAGGUUGAUGGCUGUAUUGUAAAUUUCUAGAUUAGAUUCUUUUGUAACAAGACAAUAUGUGUAGAUAGUAUUCAAUGAAUAAUACAUAUGAUAGGCGAUAUAUAGGAAGAGUUUUAUAAAAGCGGUUUUUUUUUUUUUUUGGAACUUCUGGAAACAGCGAAAAAAUAU